AUGUCGGGUAUAGAGAUCGCAGCGGCAGCAGUCUUAGCUUCGCAAUUACUUGAUGCUAAGUAUCACGUCAAGGAUGAUAUCUUAUUAGUACGAAAAGUGUUAAGCAAAGCAAUACCAUACGCUUUGGACUGUUAUAGAGGAAAGGCAAGUUAUUGGUAUCCUUUUGAGAAGUCUGUCUUGAAACACCCAAAUAAUUGGGCUGUUUCUUUUCCUAGACCCAAAAAGAAUGCUCCUCCUCCGAAGAAGGAUGAGAAUGGAUUCCCUAUUUAUGAUGAGCAAUUCACGCUAGAAAGAUAUACAUAUAAGGAAUUGUACGAUAUGGUAUUGCGAUUCUCCUACAUGCUUAAAAAUGAUUUUGGUGUUACGGCUGAUCAAACAAUAGGUGUGGAUUGUAUGAACAAACCACUUUUUAUAAUAUUAUGGCUCUCCUUGUGGAAUAUUGGAGCAAUACCGGCGUUCUUGAAUUUCAACACUAAGGAUAAGCCAUUAGUCCAUUGUUUAAAGAUUUCAAACGUCACUCAAGUUUUUAUUGACCCGGAUUGCGCUGGUCCCAUCAGAGAUACAGAAAGCGCCAUUAAUGAAGAGUUACCACAUGUUAAACUUCACUACAUUAAUGAACGCGAAUUGCUUAGAGUUUUGCAAGAAAGUUCAAGACCGAAAUACAGAGCUCCUGAUAACACUAGAAGACCAGAUGAUAGUGAUUUUUCGUGUUGCGCCUUGAUCUACACGUCCGGCACAACUGGCUUACCCAAAUCUGCUAUAAUGUCAUGGAGAAAGGCAUUCAUGGCGUCGUGUUUUUUUGGACAUAUUAUGAAGAUAAAUUCAAAUUCUACAGUCUUGACCGCUAUGCCACUAUAUCAUUCUACAGCUGCAAUGUUGGGUGUUUGUCCGACCUUAUUAGCGGGUGGUUGUGUUUCUAUAUCCCAGAAGUUCUCGGCAACGUCAUUUUGGACCCAAGCAAAACUUACGGGCGCCACGCACAUUCAGUAUGUCGGUGAAACAUGCCGUUAUUUAUUACACUCCAAGCCUCAUCCUGACCAGCAGGCUCACAAGGUUACUAUAGCAUAUGGUAAUGGGUUACGUCCGGAUAUAUGGCUCGAGUUCAAAAAAAGGUUCCAUAUAAAAGCCAUUGGCGAAUUUUAUGCGUCAACGGAAUCUCCGAUAGCUACUACGAAUUUGCAGUAUGGUGAAUUUGGUGUUGGAGCGUGUAGAAAAUAUGGAUCACUAAUCAACCUCAUUUUGUCCCUUCAACAGAAAUUGGUGAAGAUGGAUCCUGAGGACGAAAAUGAAAUUUGGAGAGACCCGAAAACAGGGUUUGCUACGCGUCCGGGAAAAAAUGAACCUGGUGAGUUAUUGAUGAGAAUUGUCAAUGCGAAAAACCCAGAAACAUCCUUCCAAGGUUAUUAUGGUAACAAAAAGGCGACUUCUUCGAAAAUUAUUACCAAUGUGUUUAAAAAAGGCGACGCAUGGUUUAGAAGUGGCGAUCUUUUGAGAAUGGAUGAAGAUGGCUUAUUGUACUUUGUUGAUAGAUUGGGAGAUACGUUCCGCUGGAAGUCUGAGAAUGUUUCUGCGACCGAAGUUGAGAAUGAAUUAAUGGGCUCUGGUGCUAUUAAACAAUCUGUUGUUGUUGGUGUAAGAGUUCCAAAUCAUGAAGGAAGAGCAGGAUUUGCAGUGGUUGAACCCAUCGAUGGCUUGGAUGAUAAAGAAGUGUUGGAUAAGAUAUUCAAACAUGUUGAUAAGACCUUACCUAAAUAUGCCAUCCCUCAGUUUAUAAAAAUCAGUAAAAUUGAAGCAAGCCACAACUUCAAAGUCCCAAAGGCGCAAUUCAAAAAUCAGAAACUCCCUAAAGGAGAAGAUGGUCGUGACGUUAUAUACUGGUUGCGCAAGAAUGGGUAUACAGAAUUGACUGAAGGAUCUUGGAAAGAUGUUAUGAAUGGUGCGUCGAAAUUGUAA
This is a messenger RNA of Priceomyces carsonii, 1953 nucleotides long. It is a transcript of the gene FAT1, whose product is annotated as long-chain fatty acid transporter. Gene Ontology annotation, cellular component: lipid droplet; cytoplasmic side of plasma membrane; peroxisome. Gene Ontology annotation, molecular function: long-chain fatty acid-CoA ligase activity; very long-chain fatty acid-CoA ligase activity; long-chain fatty acid transmembrane transporter activity. Gene Ontology annotation, biological process: long-chain fatty acid import into cell; very long-chain fatty acid metabolic process. Bases 1 to 1953 code for a protein of 650 amino acids. Lineage: Eukaryota; Fungi; Ascomycota; Pichiomycetes; Serinales; Debaryomycetaceae. The record is from RefSeq and is a predicted model, not a curated record. The transcript has a single exon.